CGCCGGCUGAAAUCUAUUUUUCAGAAUUUCUUAUCCCAAGUAAAACUGUGUUUUAGUCAGUAAUUUAAGAAAAAGUACAGAACUUUAGUAAGAGGUUAUUGACUAAAAUGGAAAACGAAAUAUUGGACUCACUUAGCGACUUGAGCUAUGAAGGCCCACUCUCUGAAGAAGCUGUCUUUGCAAAGGCUAUUGAGGGAGGUGCCAAGUCCCUUGACUUCACCAAACUUGUGCACAUAUUGGCCGAAGAGUUGAAGAAUCUCUGUCACCUCGAAGAGACUGUAAACAUGAUUAAUGAUCCAGACGAUUCAAGCUCGUUCCUGCUGGAACUUAGUUCAUUUUUGAAAGAAUUGGGAUGUCCCUACAAGAAAUUGGUAACAGGUCAUAUGUCAUCUCGACUACAAUCUAAAGACGAUCGUCUGUUACUGCUUGAUUACCUGAUCUCCGAGCUCAUGGCAGCUAGAAUGGUGAAUGUAGAUCGUCCACAAGAUAAGGGCUCAGGCAUGGAGAUUGUUAUGCGUGAAUCUCCAACAGCCAAAGAUCUCAAAGAUAUAUUGAUUACUCUAAAAUUUAACAAACCACCACCGAAUAUCACUCCGGAAGUGUUAUUCUCCAAACUGGAAGGAAAAUUAAAGGAUACCAUACAAAAGGAAGGUGAACAAUUAGUUGGUAAGCCACUGUACAACAAGGCUUUAAGUGACAAAGAUUGGAAACAAUUGGAGACAAGCUUCACGGAGAUGUUUGAAGAAUACAGACUAAGGAGAGAGACACUUAUAACCAGAUUGGAAUGUACCAUACAAAGUUUUGAGUGGUCAGAUCGAUUGAAAACGCAGAAGGACGCAAUCCAGUCCACUUAUCGUCCGAAACGGGAACAUCUGAAACCGAAGCCAGAUGUGAAACUGUCAGACUUCUUAGCGGCCAGAACGUCGCUGCUGCAAGUAGAGAAGACUUCCAGUGCUACUGUUAGAAAGAAUACCAGAAGCGAUGUCAACAAAGUUCUGAUUGGACAAGUACCAGACCGAGGUGGUAGACCCAAUGAGCAGCAACCUCCACCGCCAGAGAUGCCCUCCUGGCAACAGAGAUCAUCAGCUCCGAGUGGUGGCGGCCGAGGUGGAGGAGGGCGAGGGGGUCGCGGUGGUGAAGGGGGCAGAGGGGGGCGCGGUGCUGAGGGGGGCAGAGGGGGGAGGGGAGGGCGCGUGCAAGGCGGCUACGCGCAGACCACCGGAGACAGUAGACCGCAGUCCAGUCAGUCGGGCUACAACGGUCAGAACCAGCGGAAGUUUCAAACUUACGAAGUGCCCCCCGGCGGAUACGAUCAGAACAGAGGACGUUACGAGUCAAACCAGUCCGGGUAUAGCUCGAACCAGUCCGGGUACAACUCGAACCAGUCCGGGUACACGUCGAACCAGCCCGGCUACACGUCGAACCAGUCCGGGUACACGUCGAACCAAUCCGGUUACAACUCGAACCGGUCUAGUCUCGACCUAAACCGUUCCGGUUAUGAUUCGAACCGGUCGAGCUUUGAUAAUAGCCGGGGCAGCCAGGGCGGCGGGUACACCCAGGGCUAUGGCGGCGGAUAUCAAACGUACGACAGCCUGGGGAAUUACAAUCAAGGGGGCGGAAACCCGGGCUACCGAACCCAGAACUACUCGGCCAGCUCGGGGCGGGCCCGUGGCGGCUACAGGACCUCCCGUUGAUGCAGCCCGACAUCUGUCCGCGGACAGCACCGCGCCUCGCCCUCCUACGGCGUCAGUGUCCGGUAAUAUCAGGGGUAUAGUAUCAAAUUUCACUACAUCGAAUUCUUUAAUUACUGGUGAUAGGACGUCUUGUGAGCCCGCACGAGUAGGUACCACCACCCCGCCUAUUGCUGCCGUGAA
Molecule: messenger RNA, 1874 nt
Organism: Bombyx mandarina (wild silkworm)
Lineage: Eukaryota; Metazoa; Arthropoda; Insecta; Lepidoptera; Bombycidae
Product: protein FAM98A
Cellular component (GO): tRNA-splicing ligase complex
Source: RefSeq, a predicted model, not a curated record